This is a messenger RNA of Cydia fagiglandana, 2953 nucleotides long. RefSeq names its product DDB1- and CUL4-associated factor 7 (gene wap). Gene Ontology annotation, cellular component: nucleus. The record is from RefSeq and is a predicted model, not a curated record. The coding region runs from base 182 to 1243 and encodes 353 amino acids. The transcript has 8 exons. Gene Ontology annotation, molecular function: protein binding. Lineage: Eukaryota; Metazoa; Arthropoda; Insecta; Lepidoptera; Tortricidae.
ACGUAGAGUAGAAUAUAACCAAACAAUGUGCAAUUCUUGCAAUCGCGUAUGCAUUAUCGACAGAUUUCAGGCAAAUGCUUGUUUGUUUUUCAUGUGAAAGAAAUUGUAAAUAAUAACUAAAGAGGGUUUCCCGUGACUCAUACACCGUACUAAGCAACUGCAUCAAGACAUCUAUAUCAAGAUGUCGAUGCCACACAGCAGUUCCAGUACGACAAGUUCUAGUACAAAACGCAAGGAAAUUUACAAAUAUCAAGCACCAUGGCCACUUUACUCCAUGAACUGGUCAGUACGGCCAGACAAAAGAUUCCGCUUAGCCUUAGGCAGCUUUGUGGAAGAAUAUAAUAAUAAGGUGCAAAUCAUAUCACUAGAUGAGGAGACAAGUGAGUUUGGUCCGAAAUCAACGUUUGACCAUCCAUACCCCACCACCAAGAUCAUGUGGAUCCCAGACAGCAAGGGACAAUAUCCAGACCUUCUGGCUACCAGUGGCGACUAUCUCAGAAUAUGGCGCGCAGGAGAACCCUACACCCUCUUCGAGUGUGUCUUGAAUAACAACAAGAACUCAGAUUUCUGCGCCCCACUCACCUCUUUUGAUUGGAAUGAGGUUGAUCCCAACCUCAUUGGGACAAGCAGCAUUGACACCACAUGCACUAUAUGGGGACUGGAGACGGGACAAGUGCUGGGGAGAGUUAAUGAGGUGUCAGGGCAUGUGAAGACACAGUUGAUAGCUCAUGACAAGGAAGUGUACGACAUCGCGUUCAGCCGCGCGGGCGGCGGGCGCGACAUGUUCGCGUCGGUGGGCGCGGACGGGUCCGUGCGCAUGUUCGACCUGCGCCACCUAGAGCACUCCACCAUCAUAUACGAGGACCCGCAGCACACGCCGCUGCUGCGGCUGGCGUGGAACAAGCAGGACCCGAACUACCUGGCCACGGUGGCCAUGGACGCGUGCGAGGUCAUCAUCCUGGAUGUGCGCGUGCCCUGCACGCCCGUUGCGCGCCUCAACAACCACCGCGCCUGCGUCAACGGCAUCGCGUGGGCGCCGCACAGCUCAUGCCACAUCUGCACGGCGGGUGACGACCACCAGGCGCUGAUCUGGGACAUCCAGCAGAUGCCGCGCGCCAUCGAGGACCCGAUCCUCGCCUACACGGCGGCCGAGGGCGAGGUCAACCAGAUCCAGUGGGGCGCCACGCAGCCCGACUGGAUCGCCAUCUGCUACAACCGCCACGCUGAGAUACUGCGCGUCUAGGUCGCCAUUGGUGUCGAGUAAAAUGGAAGACCACCUCUAAUGAUAACAUUUCAGUAGCGUUGCUAUAUUGUCGCUAAUUCUGAGGGUGCUUUGGGUCAUAAUUACUUUAUUCGUUAUGUCCGUCACUGUAGCGGUCAUGGACCGUGUAAGUUCACAUUGAAACGCAGUGCGUUGUCAUCGCUCUUAGUUCUACUACCACGAACUUCGAUGAGGAACAAUUUUAGCUACUCUGUUAUGAGCUAUCUUUAUCCCUUUUUGAGUCAAGUCCCAAGGAGAGUGACAAAAAGGCCAGCAGAAUGUGCGACAGGUAGAGUAAGGCUCCGGACGUGUUUCAUGUGAAUGCAUUCAAAAGCAAUGGUACCUACUUUUUAUAGAAUUUUCAUACAAAAUGUAGGUAUUUCAUACAAAUUUCAUACAAAAUAACCUACACAAUAUGAUUGCUCUCGAAUGUGUGUUCACAUUAGUAGGCACUAGUUCAUUUAUAGUGCAAUCUUGUAAAUAUCAUCGCUCCUGAGGGCUUACCGCCAAAAACGAAAAGCGUGAUUUCUUUAUCCAUCUCUAUUACUAGACUAUGCAAGAGCGAUAGAGGUAAAUAGCGAAAUUUAGAUUUUCGUUUUUCGCGGUAGGCCCCCUGUUUCCGAGGUUCAUCAUUAUCAAGUCUGUUUCCUUGUUGUAUAUUAAGGUAUGAUGAUUUUAUAAUUAUUUUAUAUCAUUAGCGGCACGACAAAGCAAUUACAAAAUUGUGUUUCGUCUAUUUGUAAAACUUACGGAUGUUAGAUUAGUUUAAUAUACAUAUACAAUACCAAAGAUUCAAUUAAUCUUUGGUAUUUAUAUUUAUAUUAUUUAUACUUUAAAUGUGGAAUGGAAUAUUUUGUUCCAUAAAAAAGAAAAAGGGAUCCCAACAGCGGAAUGUAUAAGGAAUGUGAACUAGUAGAAAUGUAACAACCACCAAGAUCUAAGUAGUAGUUGUAAAAUUAACCGCGUUUUUCACUAAUGUAUUUAUUUUGACGUAAACUCGGAAAGGAGCGAAGGUCUGAUACCUAUAGACAAGACUUGCUAUCAAUAUUGACUGUAAAUGUUUAAAUAAUAAGGUGAGAUAAUAAUUCGGUCUCAAUCGUAUAAAUGACAGUAUGCAUUUAAAUUUAAUUUAAAUAAGAUCCCAACCUUGAACCAAAUGAAUUCCAAAAUUGUAGGAUUGUUGCGUCAGUGCGUGUCUAAAGAUACAAUUUUUCUAGACAUUACUUACUUCAAAAAACGCUAUAAAAUAGUACCUACAAAAUAUAGUUGGAUUCGUCCAUCGGCAUUUGUGUAAGAAAUAUGACUCCCAAACGAACACGAGGUUAUGUGUUAUAGAGUUUUUUAAAGUUGAUAAAAUUUUCCAUAAUGAAACAAAUAUGACUGUUUAUAAAUAGCGAUUUUUAUUUACUUAGUCGUAAAUAUCGCUAUAUGUAAAAAAACUUUUGUUAAGGGUUUUUGUAAAAUGUGAUUAUUUUUAUAGAUUGCCUGAGACGAUGUACGCUAGCAGCAAUGCCUAUUAAAUUGCAGUGGAGUUAACAUUAUUACAGGCAAUCUAUGUCUAGCUGGAUAUUAGUAAAUUAUCCACUUUAUACGCUAGAGUGAGUAAAUUAAUAAUAAUCAGAAGGAUUGUAUUAUUUAUAUUCAAAUAGUUUUAAGAUUUCUUACAUGUUAAAUAAAUUAUUUGAUAGUAAA